AUGGGCUCCCUUUCCAGACCAGUUACUGAAUUUUGCCUUGAUCUCUACAAUAAGCUCAACAGGAAUGCAGAGGACACAAACAUCAUCUUCUCUCCGAUAAGCAUCUCUGUUGCCCUGGCCCUGGUCCACCUAGGUGCAAAAAACAACACUGCUGCUCAGAUAGAGAAAGUGCUCCAUGUCAGGAAAGCUGCAGGAGGAAUGAGCCUUGGAUCUGACCUUGAGAAUGCAGCCCCAGAAAUGGAGCCAGAACGAAGCCAGGAAGGACAGUCAUCCCUCUCACAGUGUAACAAGGAUGAAGACCUUAACCACAAAGCAUUCCACGCACUGCUUUUACAACUACAAAACCUUGGUGAAAGCUAUGUUUUAACCCUGGCCAACAAUCUCUUUAUACAACAAGGAUUUAAACUCCGGGAGCAAUUUCUAACGUGCACUAAGGAACUGUAUGGAGCAAUGCCACAGACAGUGGACUUUCAGGGUGCUACUGAAGCUGCCAGAAUAAAAAUUAACACUUGGGUUGAAAGUCAGACACAAGGUAAAAUCAAGGAACUCUUUGCUCCUGGUGUGAUUGACAUACAUGCAUUGCUGGUGCUGGUGAAUGUAAUCUACUUCAAAGCAUCCUGGGAAAACAAGUUUGAGGAACAGAAAACUGUACAGAGAGAUUUUAAACUGAACCAGAAUGAAAAAAAACCUGUACAGAUGAUGUAUCAGAAAGGCACAUUUAAAUUAGGCUACAUUGAGGACAUUGGUGCUCAGAUCCUUGAACUCCCUUAUGCUGAGAAGACACUGAGCAUGAUCAUCCUGCUGCCAGGUGACAUGGCUGAUGGAUCUACCAGUGGGCUGGAGCAGAUUGGAAGCACAAUGACCUAUGAAAAUUUAACGCUGUGGACCUCUUCAGAGCACAUGUUUGAGACAAAAGUGGAGGUAUACCUCCCCCGAUUCAAGCUUGAAGGCACCUUUAACCUCAAUGAGGUAUUACAAGAGAUGGGGAUGACUGACAUCUUCACUGAAUCAAAAGCUGAUCUUACUGAAAUGUCGUUUGCAAAAUCUCUGGUGCUGUCAAAUGUGGUCCAUAAGACGUACGUGGAAGUCAAUGAGGAAGGCACUGUAGCAGCAGCUAGUACAGGAGCUGUCAUUGUGAGGAGGUCUCUUCCUCUCACAGAGGUGUUUAUGGCUGACCACCCUUUCUUAUUCUUUAUUAGACACAAUCCUACCAAUACCAUUCUUUUCUUUGGCAAACUCUGCUCACCUUAA
Messenger RNA from Phalacrocorax carbo (great cormorant), 1251 nucleotides. Lineage: Eukaryota; Metazoa; Chordata; Aves; Suliformes; Phalacrocoracidae. The record is from RefSeq and is a predicted model, not a curated record.